AUGUCCGACGCCGAGGAUCUCUAUCGUGUGGUUGCUAGGACCGAAGGCCCGGCCCAGGAUAUUGCAUACCGAGUCAUAGAUGGCGAAGACAUGGCGAUCACCACAAGCCUGAUUGGCUACGCAACGCGCGGAGAUUUGCUCCGCGCCAUCGCGGCUGGCCUGGUCACCUUCAAUAGUGCAAUCAACAACACUCGCGCGGAUCAGGGAACGCCAGAUUCCGCUGUGGUUGCUUUCUUCGUCCGCGAGUGGCGGGUAGAUGUCAGCCGAAUCAAUCAAACCGUAAGCGCUAGGUAUGAACAUUUCUCUGAGGAGCAGCUACGGGCAGCUUUUGUGCAACUUUUCCGAGACAUCGAUGGUGUGCAUGGGCCGAAGGACCAUUACUAA
This is a messenger RNA of Saxophila tyrrhenica, 384 nucleotides long. RefSeq lists its product as uncharacterized. The coding region runs from base 1 to 384 and encodes 127 amino acids. The record is from RefSeq and is a predicted model, not a curated record. The transcript has 3 exons. NCBI's taxonomy places the organism in Eukaryota, Fungi, Ascomycota, Dothideomycetes, Mycosphaerellales, Extremaceae.